GACGACUAUGCAGUGUUUCGUUUGGAAAURWCUCAAAGCCAGAAAGAAAACAGGACAUUGCGGAGGAAACUACAGCUAUUGGAACUGAAGGUGGUACGGGAGCGCGCAGAGAGGACAAUUAGAGACCGAGUCCGCGCCAGUCGUCCCUGUAGUGUCAAGAUCCUCGACCAAUACAGAGGAAUGGCAAGAGCUGAAGGACAUCUCGCUGGAGGCCACAUGAGCUUUGUGAAACCAGUGGGACACCACGCGUGGAGAGAUGACCAACCCAUAGCUAUAGAUGAGGGGAGUGGAACCUCAACYCAGCAUGUUAUCGUGAUAGAGUCUGCAGAUGCAGAGGCUGCUGGUUCUGGAGGAUCGUCUCUGGUCAAACAGGAGAGKACUGAARGAGAGGACCCACGAGACAUCCAGACUAGAGCAGCGGCUGGAGUGGCGCCCCCUGUAGCCACCGAGGACCUCACCGCCUCGCCCCAGCCAAGGACCCGACGCAGCAUCACGGAGGUCAGUGGAAUGCUGGACGCCGUCCUCAAGUCAGAGACAGACACCGAGACUUUAACUGUAAUGCACAGGCGGCUAUUACACACAGGAUCUGACCACAGAUCAGACCCAGAGAUACUGGGGCUGAGGCGACUGGGCUGUCCUCCUGCUCCUGGCUUAGAGUAUUUACUUUAUGGUAACCCGAACACGAGGACGGUUCAUUCCCAUCGGGACUCAGGUUACGCGUUAGAGACUGGCAAUGAUCCGUCUUGUUCUUACACUACAGAGAUGGACCCUGGCAACAUGCCCUUGGGUUUAGAGACACAGACGGAUCUGUCUAGAGGGGACUGGAACCGGUACAGUAGUAGUGUGUACUCUGAAGGGUGCCUAGAUAAGAAAGGGGAGGUUAUAGUKGUAGAUGAGGUGACUGUGAAAGUGGAGGGCGACGCUCCUCUGACAUGGAAUGUGGAUGAGACUCACUUAGGGGAAGGACUCUCUCAAGGCAGAGCUUUAUUAGAUUACAGGGAAAGUUUAGAGACAAAUCCAAAUAUCGAGACCCACUCCCCUUUACAUGCGCUCAGGGAUCGCGACCUAGUGUCCACGUCAAUGGGGCCUUCCGAUUCACACGGCCGCAUCCUUUUUGAUCAGGUUUUGAACUCAAAGGACCAAGGGGCUCAGGUUUUGGGAGGGGGCGCAACAUCAGGCGGUAGUAAAGAUAAACCAUUCCUCUGCAUGCUCUGUAACAAAGGCUUCAGCUGCCUCCAGAAGGUGGAGAUCCACCAGAGGGUCCACACAGGGGUGAAACCCUUCAGCUGUACCCAGUGUCACAUGCGCUUCACUGAGGCUGGCAAACUGAAGAGGCACCAGAGGGUCCACACAGGGGAGAAACCCUUCAGCUGUACCCAGUGUCAAAUGUGUUUCGCCCAGGCUGGGCACCUGAAGAGGCACCAGAGGGUCCACACAGGGGAGAAACCCUACAGCUGCCCCCAGUGUCACAUGCGCUUCACCCAGGCUGGCAACCUGAAGAUGCACCUGAAGGUCCACACAGGAGAGCGGCCGUUCGCCUGUACGCACUGCGGGAAGAGGUUCUCAGAAAGGAGCUACCUCAGGAUACACCAGCUGAAAAAACAUUMCACUCUAUAACAUAGAAAGUAACCAUUCCACUUGAUUGCUUUUCACAUGUAGAUCAAAUGCUGCAUUGUCAGCAGUAAAGAUCCACAGAUGAAUUUGGAAUAACGAGUAAUAGAUUUUAGUGUUGAAUAUUCCUGAGUAGAAUUUUGCGUCCAGGCAUUGUGUGAUCUAUAAGCCUUAAAAGUACUGUGUAAGCUAUAUGUUUAUAAAUGCCCAUUUCAUUACUUCCAACUACUUGAUGAGAAAAUGAAUGCAGUUUAUCAAGUUCAUACAGAUUUUUUGUUGACAUGCAUGUGUGGUUUUUAUAUGGAUUAUUUAACACUUGUUAAAUACACUCGUAACCAUAUACAGGUUGAAAAUGGAAGAAUUGGGCACUAAUAAGCAAACAUUGGAACGUGGUAGCUGUACAGCACUGUAUGGGUAAGCGCUGUAUGGGUUUUGACUGAGGGAAAUGCUGUAAAUUAAGAUGACUCGAUGUAUCGUGAAAGAUGAGACGUUGAGGAUUCUAAUAAAUACCGCUUUGAUGUCAUACAAGCAAGCCAAAUCUGCACUUCACAUCUCCAAAUCAAACUGAUGUAAUAUACAGUGUCAACGUUUUAUGAUCACUAUGUUUGAUGUACAGUUACAAGAUGACAUGGGGUCAUACCCUGGGUUCUUCUGAACAGACUGAGCCUAUGUUUGUUUAUUGUGAAGAAAACUCACUGCUGAACACGCACCUGAAUGCACUCAUGACUCCAUUCUAUGCGCACC
Messenger RNA from Salvelinus sp. IW2-2015, 2355 nucleotides. RefSeq lists its product as uncharacterized. The record is from RefSeq and is a predicted model, not a curated record. Lineage: Eukaryota; Metazoa; Chordata; Actinopteri; Salmoniformes; Salmonidae. Gene Ontology annotation, molecular function: DNA-binding transcription factor activity, RNA polymerase II-specific; RNA polymerase II cis-regulatory region sequence-specific DNA binding. Gene Ontology annotation, cellular component: chromatin; transcription regulator complex; PcG protein complex. Gene Ontology annotation, biological process: regulation of transcription by RNA polymerase II.